Messenger RNA from Nakaseomyces glabratus, 1644 nucleotides. RefSeq names its product Rsc8p (gene RSC8). Gene Ontology annotation, molecular function: histone binding; DNA binding. Lineage: Eukaryota; Fungi; Ascomycota; Saccharomycetes; Saccharomycetales; Saccharomycetaceae. Gene Ontology annotation, cellular component: SWI/SNF complex. The record is from RefSeq and is a predicted model, not a curated record. Gene Ontology annotation, biological process: positive regulation of DNA-templated transcription.
AUGAGCGAAACAGUGAAGAACGAGAUGGAGAUUGACUCCGAGAAUGUAGCCAAAGUUGAAGAGGUGACCGAUAAAUCGAACGGUGAUGAUGAUACAUCUAGCAUGGAAGACAAGACAUUGAAGUUCUUGAUCAAACAGACUAAUGAAGUGACCAUACCUCCUUUUGCCAAGUGGUUUGACAUGUAUUCUGUGCAUGAAAUCGAGAAGCGGUCGCUUCCAGAUUUCUUCGAUGGCUCCUCCAGAUUUAAGUCAGAAAAAGCAUACAAGGACACUAGAAAUUUUAUAAUAAACACAUUCAGAUUAUCUCCUACAGAAUACCUAACAAUUACCGCGGUAAGAAGGAACAUCGCUAUGGAUGUCGCUUCUAUCGUAAGGAUUCAUGAAUUUCUCGAGAAAUGGGGACUAAUUAAUUACCAGGUAGACCCUAGAUCAAAACCGACCUUAAUAGGUCCUAGUUUCACAGGGCAUUUCCAAAUUACUUUAGAUACUCCACAAGGUUUGAAACCAUUUUUACCGGAAAAGAAAAUUAUUGCUAACAAGAAGCUCAAAAUAGAGGCACAGAAGAAGAAACUAGUACAUGAAGAUGAGGAAAGGGUCGAGGUACUAAUAUUGAAUGAUGCAACUACCAAGGAAUCAAAUGAAGAUGACCAAACAAUAAAUGAGGAAGAGAACUCAUACCCAACUAACGUCUCUCUAAGGCAAAAUGUCUAUGAUGCAUCUAAAAAUUUCAAUGCCCUGAAAGAAAAGAAAUUAGAGUCAAAAGAUAUGCAAAAGGUAUUUGUCUGCCACAUAUGUGGAAACGAUAAGAUGACAGUUAAGUAUUUCAAUUUGCGCAAUAAACAUUCGAGCUUGUGCCAUAAGUGCUUCUCUAAAGAGCAAUUUGGCGAGAAAUUUCAAUCCUCAGACUUUAUAAAAUUAGCAGAUGAAAAUGCUUUCCCUCAAAGAAAGAUAUGGACAGAUCAGGAAGUCGUUUCAUUACUGGAAGGUCUAGAAAUGUUUGGGUCUGAUUGGAAGCACAUUGCUAAACACGUAGGCGGGAACAAACUAAUUGCGGACUGUGUUGAUAAAUACAUGUCACUUCCAUUGGAAGAUGAUGACGUUUCAAAACUAUUAGACAAGUAUAAGAGCUCUGCAAACCAAACUACAUCAGAUACCAUCAUUGAAGUGAUGGAGAAUUUUAUUAAUGCAUUAAUCACUAAUGGAAAUGAGGACAUAUUGAAUAGCAAGCUUCCUACUGCUGCCCACAACUGUCAGUUGAAGUCACAAUACCAAAUGCGUAUCAUUGCACAGGAACUUAUAACAUUGAGUGCUAAAAAGCUUAAAAUAAAAAUGUCUAAAUUAGAUAGCCUGGAUAAGGCUCUAACAGAAGAAACUGCCAAAUAUGAGAAUGAAGUAAGUAAAAUAUCUCAACAGAAAAAUAAUUUGAGUAAACAAGUGAGUGAAAUUAAUCAAAAGCUCUCAGAUUUAAAUGUCACAAAGAAACUUGUGAUAGCAUCAGAGCAAAUGGAUUCUAACAUGGACCUGGUAGACAAAGAAGAAGAAGAAGAAAAGAAUGAUAAUCAGCAAUUAGCAAAAGAAGUAGCGCAGCAUCUUGAUGACCCAAAGCUAACUGAACCAAAGAGAUUCAAAAUUUGGUCGUUGUAA